UCGAGAAAAGGUUAAAAACAACAUGGAAUUUUUGGGUUUUGUUAUACUUGAGAAUCGCCUUAAACCAGAUACUGCUAAAGUAAUAAAUGCGCUAAACACAGCCAAAAUUCGAACUAUAAUGAUAACAGGCGAUAAUAUUUUAACUGCAAUAAGCGUUGCUCGGGAUUGUGGCAUAGUAGGUCCCUCGCAAGCAGUUAUAACUGUGCAUGCAGAUCCAAUUGGCGACAGUGCAAACUUCCAAACUAAUACCGGUACAGAGUGUAAUUUUGAUAAUAGUUCAGAUAAACACUACAAGUUGCACUACACCUUAGAUUUUGGUAGCAAGACGUCUCGGGCAUAUCUUUUUAAAUCAAAAGUAACCUUUUUGACCGGGAAACACCUGAAUUCACGGCCCACGUUGGAAAAACUAUUUUUCAUAUGGAGUCGACGAAUUCAUUAGUUAACGAAUCGAGUUCUAGUUACGCAGAAAGUGGUUUGCCGACAAGCGAUAGUUUGGCCAGUGUAAAAACUAUAGACACUUGGACCCACAAUGAUGCUGAGCUUGGUAUAAAACACACACCAGACGAAAGCUGGCGGCAAGAAUGUAUAUUUGCAAUGGAUGGUAAGACUUGGCAAAUUGUAAAAGAUCACUUUCCAGAGGAAAUGGAAAUUCUAUUGACACGGGGUUCUAUUUACGCCCGAAUGUCACCCGAUCAGAAACAGGCACUAGUUAUAGAACUUCAAAACUUGGACUAUUGCGUUGCCAUGUGCGGUGAUGGAGCCAAUGACUGUGGUGCACUGAAGGUGGCUCACGCUGGUAUUUCCUUAAGCGAGACUGAAGCAUCCAUAGCAUCGCCAUUUACUUCACGAAAUCCCACAAUUUCGGCGGUUUUAAAAGUUAUUAAGGAAGGACGCGCUGCAUUGGUCACAUCGUUUGGUAUUUUCAAGUAUAUGGCAGCCUAUUCCCUGGUUCAGUUCAUAUCUGUUAUGAUUUUGUAUUCCAUCGACUCUAAUUUGACGGACAAGCAGUAUCUAUAUGUCGAUCUUGGACUUAUAUCAAUAUUUGCCUUCUUUUUUGGUAAAACCGAAUCAUUUGAUGGAAAGCUGGUGGAACAAGUUCCGCUUAGUUCAUUAAUAUCCUACACGCCAUUAGCUUCCCUUUUACUACAUCUUACUGUUGUAACAGCAUUUCAGGUGACUUGUUGGAUUCAUCUGCAUCAACAGCCGUGGUUUAAACCUUUCGAGCCUGCGGGUGAAGAUCAUUUAGGUUGCUAUGAAAACUAUACAAUGUUCUGCAUAUCUAGUUUCCAGUAUGUUAUUCCACCUUUUGUUUUCUCCAAGGAUGCGCCAUACAUACCAUUAAGACAAGGCACAGCUAGGUUGAGACGCCUUGCUACACCGCGAAUCUAGACGGGCGUUGGACCGUCGAGUGGAGUCCUUAAAGAGGUGUUGUUGGUAAACACUUGAAAAGAAUAUGAAAUGAAAUCGAUGGAAACACACAGAGUUCAGGUUCAGUUCCAUGAACGAAGUUUCGGCGAGUGAAAAACUUAACACAAAUCUGGCUAAAAGUCAAAUGAAAAAUGUUAUCGUUUGAUUACAAUUUUUUGUUUUUGUUCAUUGGUUUUCAAAGCUCCAUGUUUAGGUGGAUUUGUUUUUCACUUUCCCAGCUCACAAUCUAAAACUUCCUAAUAGCUUUGUUUCUUAAGAUCGUAAGAUUUAAGGUAAAUGGAUGAAAGUGAAGGGAGAAUCAACCUGGUAAUGUCCUUUACGCUUCGGGAGUUACAGAAACCGAAUCAAAUUUAUUAUUUCAUAUGUAUAUAGUGAAAACGUGAAACGGGGAGGUCUCAUCCAAACCAAAACAACUGACAGCAACAACAAGAGCGAGAAGACCAAAAACACCGACACGUGCUUAGACUUCAAUCGCAGCUUUCCCAACUUCCAGUGGCACUCAUCCCCAAUGUAAAUUUAGUAAACAUUACGUGAUCCUUUGUCGUUUUUGAAAAAUGCACCGACGUUAGCGAUUAUGGUUUCGCACACAUAUCCCAAAAAAAAAAAAAAA
Molecule: messenger RNA, 2038 nt
Organism: Drosophila sechellia
Lineage: Eukaryota; Metazoa; Arthropoda; Insecta; Diptera; Drosophilidae
Product: probable cation-transporting ATPase W08D2.5
Exons: 2
Coding region: 418-1389 (323 amino acids)
Biological process (GO): intracellular calcium ion homeostasis; polyamine transmembrane transport
Cellular component (GO): membrane
Molecular function (GO): polyamine transmembrane transporter activity; P-type transmembrane transporter activity; ATP hydrolysis activity
Source: RefSeq, a predicted model, not a curated record